AUGGCAAAUUCAGGACGUACAGGCCAAAUUCAAUCUUUCCAGAAGUCUUUAGAGAAUGUACAAAGAACUCUCGGCACGAAUAAGUACGAUGAAGGACCUAUAUUAUUGCAGACUCGAUUUUUGUUAAUUGACUACUAUAACUUCGUCUGUGGACACAUUCUAUCCUCUUGGUUACGCAUUAAUUCAGAAGUAAUAACCUUAAAAGUAGCCAGACUCCAGCUUGUGAGAAAUAAGCAGUUAGACGUCCUGCGCGUGUUUGGGGACCAGGAAGUGACUGCCCAGAAGACGUUCACUUCCAUGCGCCUCCUUCAGGAGCAAAAGUCGGGAAGUUCAACCUUUUAUGAAAGACGUCGGCGUAGUGUGCCUGAGAAGAGUGAUCGGGGCUGCGAGUUUCUGGAUGAACAAGAACUGACGGAAGACACCCGUCGGGAGGCGCUACUGUGGGGCCUCAGGCGUGUGGCCGCCGCCCAAGACCUGUUGACAAUAUUUGCUAAAGUCUCUUCUGACAAACUGGCUGUCAGUCAAUACAGUAUCCCAUUCUAUACCAAACUUGCUGAAGAUGUUGCCUGUGCCUUCUCACAGGUUGACGAUGGUGGCAUAUUUUUGGAUCUAUAUAACGGAGAGUGGAAUAAGACAGUUAAUUCAUCAGUAUUAGACUUUCAUGUGAAUAUUACUAAUGUUACUGAAAAUAUUCAUAAAUAUAUAGACAAAGUGACUAAGCAGCUUAAUGGAAUCCACAUAGGAUGGCAUGAUAUCUUUAUGGAUUUUAGUGAUUCAAAGAAAAAUAUAAUAGCAUCUGAUGAAAGUCUAUUUAUUUUAGAUCUUUUAAUACUUUUAUUUAAAAAUAAUCAAAAUGGAUCAGAAACAGAAGAAUGUAAGUUAUAUUGUCCAGAAAUGUAUUCCCACACAUCGAUUCAUAAAAGAGGGGAGAACUGCAGGCUAGUUCUCUCCAUCGUCAGCCGAGCAUUGAAGAGAAUACAGAGAUAUCCUUCGAUAAUGGGAACAAUGAGGCAACUAUCGGGCAGUCAGGCCCGGGUGCUUGAGACGGUUGUUGUAGAAAACAAUUUAGGGAAACUUUUGGAUGCCAUUAGGAAAGAUGGUAAUUUUCGGGGUGACCUUAAUGCUUCUGUGCGAUGCGGAGUAUCUCCCGAGGCUCAGGAAGAACUUCAGGGUGUUUUAACGAUGUUAAGGGACUACAGAAAGGUCCUGAAAGAGGCCCGAGAUUUCUCCUUCAGUGAAAGAAACUCUGCUACACCAGAUAUUCCGAGCACGUCUGCGGAACUGACAACUUCGGCAGAUUUGGUUCGCCCUUUCAGCACUGUUAGCGAAGCAAUAGCCAGCACGGAAGAAGUGGUUGUAUCAUUUACUCCUGAACAGACAACUGUAUCAAAUGUCGUUGGAUUAACUGACUUUCCCAUAAAUAGAUCUGGUUUGUUAGGUGUAAACAGUCGUUCAUCUGAUGCAUUCUGGACUGUCCCUGGAAGAAAAGAGGAAAAGGUAACUAUCGCCGAUACUCUGAAAUUACUAGAAGAACUAAAAAUCUUAUGGCAGGGAAUGGUACAGAAGUCUGGCAAGAGCUCUGCCUCAAGAGACGUGCAAGAAACUUUAAUUUCCUCAGGAAAAGUAGAUGCAAUUAUAAAACAUCUUGAAGCACUAUAUUCGUGA
Molecule: messenger RNA, 1665 nt
Organism: Cherax quadricarinatus
Lineage: Eukaryota; Metazoa; Arthropoda; Malacostraca; Decapoda; Parastacidae
Source: RefSeq, a predicted model, not a curated record